Messenger RNA from Exaiptasia diaphana, 2711 nucleotides. RefSeq lists its product as uncharacterized. The transcript is spliced from 3 exons. The record is from RefSeq and is a predicted model, not a curated record. NCBI's taxonomy places the organism in Eukaryota, Metazoa, Cnidaria, Anthozoa, Actiniaria, Aiptasiidae. Gene Ontology annotation, molecular function: phosphatidylinositol-4-phosphate binding. Bases 251 to 1249 code for a protein of 332 amino acids.
CGGCUAUUUCGUACUGAUAACGGUCGAUAAAAACAUUUACGGUAUUUUUACCAAUCUCCGGAUGUCCUGUCURUCUCAAAUACUCGACCAGCCCUUAUUUAGAUAGUGCUGGGAGAGAAGGUGGACUCGCUUGUGCUUUUUGGGUAGAUUAAUGUAAGCACCGAAGAAGCAGAUCAUCAUUACUCACACAAUCCUUCGAGCGUGAAAUCCUUUGACAACUUUCAUUUGUUUUCACGGCAGCUCUUCUAAAAUGUCSACUGACGAUGCUUGGUACAUGGCCGAGAAGCUGCGACAAGUUUUGCAGUCCAAGAACUUCACCAAGGAUGAUUUUGACACGCGAGCUUUGAAACUGUCGCAAGCUUUUUGCCUUCUUUGGCAGGAUAAAGAAACUGGCGAAGUUUCAGGCAGACAGAAACCUGGGAGAGUUUCAAACGCUGCUGUCGUAGCUGUUUUAAUUGAUCUCUUUAUCUUGGGGAAAAUAGAGUUUGAAGUUCUGGUGAAACAGUGGACUUCGAUGAAUAGGAGAAGAGAAAUUAUAUUUGUAAAGGUAUGUGAUACAGUACCAACAGAAACAUUCCUUGAUAAGGCACUGUUCUCCUCCAUGCUAUCCCACCACAAUUCUAAGCCCAAUGAGCCAAAGACUGCUACAGAGUGGAUCAUCCAAGGUUCAGGGCUAUCACCAACAUCUGCCACAGUUGUAUUAGACAGUCUUGUAGAUAAUGGAACUCUGGGAAAAACCUCAGUGAUGUUUUGGAAGAAGUAUCCAACUUUGAAUCAAGAGCCUGAAUUGAACUUAAUUAAAGAAAUAAGAAGAACUUUUCUUGAUGGUCAUGUUGCGGACGGCUACAUGUGGACUUUGAUCAAGCUAUUAUGCUGUGUUGAUAAUUACAAAAAGGAAAUAGGGUCCAUUUUAAGCAGGCACUUUACUUUGGAAGAGCUUGCUAAACCUUUACCAGAAGGUAUUGCAGCUUUAAUACGUGGCGAUGAUGAUCGCUGUGUUGAUGUUUUGAGAGUAAAUGGAGAAUUUCAUGAACUACAAGACCUGGGGGGUGGUGUAAGACAACAAGAUCAUAAGGUACAAGACCAGCAGCAAAUUACAUAUGCAGCACCUGAGGGAGUUAGCUGUGCGGUUCAUGAUGUUGAUUUGAUUGUAAGAGAUGGGUCCAACAGCAGCACUGACGAACCUGAGAACUCACAAUUGUUACAAAGUAAAGACAAAGCUGGUGGUGAUUUUAUGAAGAAAAGUUAAAACACAUUCAAAGUGACAUUGUUACCAUAAUAUGACUGGCCAUAGCCGAGCGUUUAUUACCAAUAUAGUGAAGUAUACACUCAAACACUGAUGGGUUUAAAUUCAUACAUGUAUGUACGCAUACACUAUAGAACCUAAGACUAGAAUACAUAACGUUGAAAUAGCCCUUUUCGCGGUUAAAACAAAGUUGCGCGAGUGACCUGUCGUUAUCAAUCAAAUUGUGGCAGGGUCGAUUGUCCGAUCUUCCCUUUCGAGCUUGUUUAUCUUUUACAAUUUCAGGAAAAUAAUAUUUGUUGUUGAAAAAAAACAUAAUUUUGACAUGACGUGGCACUCUUGUUCAUUUGAGGGCUGCAGCAAAUAUACUGUCCGCUUUGAUUUUAACCGCGAAAAGGUCUAUUGAAUAAUUGUAGCAAGAUUGCUAUGCUUACUCUAACGUAGAGCGGAAUGUAUGAAUGGCAAUAUGUAUGUGUAACGGCAGUAUGGCAUCGUGCCUGGUAGUGAUUUCAAAUAAAAAUAAUGGUUGAUGCACACUUCAUACAGUAGCCACGGAACGGCUUUAAUGAGAGAUGAAAGUCGAGUGUAUAAACAACAAUUUUGACAAUAACUGAGACGGUUCCAUUAAAUUGUGGUAAAUAAAAGGACACCACGGGAAACUAUCACAAAUUUGUUUUUUUUAUCCCAAAAAAUAUUCUACAAUUAGAUAGCAAUCCAAAAAAAAAGAACAAUCUUGUGACCGUGGUUUGUACCUGUAUUUACCACUGCUCUUGGCCAAUCAGGCAUCGAGAAAAUUUACAAUAUUGAUAAAAAUUAUGGCCAAGAACGGCGCUAAUACAUGGAAAUCAUACCCUUGUUAAUUCAUUUUUCCUUGAUUCCUUUCUGAUGCAGUCUAUAUUAAUCUUUAUUAUUUUAAACCUGACAAUGACUGCACAGUUGAAUAUAGUAUUAGAAAAUGAGACAAAAGUCAUAAUUUGAAAGUGCAAUGUUAUAAUGUUUUAGUUCUACCCUCGUUGCUUUUUAGCAGUUGUCUUAGUUAACUAAUAACACCUUGUAAAAGACCAUUACACUAAACCAGAAGCGGGUUGUGCGAAGGCUGAAUAGCGUUAGAUCAAAUAGGACAAUUCCUUCCCUGGAUAAAUCCCAUACAAAAUCUAAGGAGCGGGCAACUUAACCGGUGAAUAACUUUAUUCGCCCUAUUAAAUGCAUCGUUAGAAACUCAAAAAAGUACUUUGAAUGCCAGACAAAACAAGGUUUUUGUGGUGGAUUUAAAGUGUCAUAGGUUUGAAAGUUCAUAGAUUUUAUAUGUGUUGUUUCAUAGUUACUAACUAUUGUUGUUCUUAAUACUGUUUAUACUGGUACAUCGUUAUGAUACGUUUAUAUUGUUAGUCACUGUACUUCUGAUGUGUACACUUUGUAAACAAGACCUUUUGGAUUUUCAAAACAAUAAAAUGACAAAUGAAACGUG